Pteronotus mesoamericanus is the source of this 1746-nucleotide messenger RNA. It is a transcript of the gene SCARB1, whose product is annotated as scavenger receptor class B member 1. The coding region runs from base 82 to 1611 and encodes 509 amino acids. NCBI's taxonomy places the organism in Eukaryota, Metazoa, Chordata, Mammalia, Chiroptera, Mormoopidae. Gene Ontology annotation, biological process: cholesterol efflux; recognition of apoptotic cell; plasma lipoprotein particle clearance. Gene Ontology annotation, molecular function: scavenger receptor activity; low-density lipoprotein particle binding; lipid binding. The record is from RefSeq and is a predicted model, not a curated record. The transcript has 13 exons. Gene Ontology annotation, cellular component: caveola; cytoplasm.
CUCUGUCGCUUCUGCCCCCGGCCCCGUCCGCUUCAGGCGCGGAGCCCCGGGCGCGCCGCGUGGGCACCCGGGCGCACAGACAUGGGCAGACGCGCCAGAGCGCGCUGGGCGGUCGCGGCGCUGGGCUGUGCGGGGCUGCUGUGCGCUGUGCUGGGCGCCGUCAUGAUCGUGGCGGUGCCUUCCAUCAUCAAGCAGCAGGUCCACAAGAAUGUGCGCAUCGACCCCAGCAGCCUGUCCUUCAACAUGUGGAAGGACAUCCCCGUCCCCUUCUACCUCUCCGUCUACUUCUUCGACAUCGUCAACCCCAGCGCGAUCCUCCAGGGCCGGCAGCCGGAGGUGCGGGAGCGUGGGCCCUACGUGUACAGGGAGUACCGGCACAAGACCAACAUCACCUUCAAUGACAACGACACGGUGUCCUUCCUCGAGUUCCGCCACUUCAAGUUCCAGCCCGACAAGUCCAGCGGCCUGGAGAGCGACUACAUUGUCAUGCCCAACAUCCUGGUCCUGAGUGCGGCGGUGAUGAUGGAGGACAAGCCCAUGAGCCUGAAGCUGCUCAUGACCUUGGCGUUCUCAACCCUCGGCCAGCGCGCCUUCAUGAACCGCACAGUGGGCGAGAUCAUGUGGGGCUAUGACGACCCCCUCGUGAACAUCAUCAACAAGUACUUACCAUCCAUGUUCCCCGUGAAGGGCAAGUUCGGGCUGUUUGCUGAGCUCAACAACUCCAAUUCCGGCCUCUUCACCGUGUUCACGGGCAUCAAAAACUUCAGCCGGAUCCACCUCGUGGACAAGUGGAACGGGCUCAGCAAGGUCAACUUCUGGCACUCGGACCAGUGCAACAUGAUCAACGGGACGUCCGGGCAGAUGUGGGCGCCAUUCAUGACGCCCGAGUCCUCGCUGGAGUUCUACAGCCCCGAGGCCUGCCGGUCCAUGAAGCUUGUCUACCAGGAGGCGGGCGUGUUCGAAGGUAUCCCUAUUUAUCGCUUCAAGGCCCCCGACACCUUAUUCGCCAAUGGGUCCGUCUACCCCCCCAACGAGGGCUUCUGCCCGUGCCUGGAGUCUGGAAUCCAAAACGUCAGCACCUGCAGGUUCAACGCCCCCUUGUUCCUGUCCCACCCACACUUCUACAACGCCGACCCCGUCCUGGCAGACGCGGUGCUUGGCCUGCACCCCAACGAGAAGGAGCACUCCCUCUUCCUGGACGUCCACCCGGUCACAGGAAUCCCCAUGAACUGUUCCGUGAAGCUGCAGCUCAGCCUCUACAUCAAGUCCAUCAAAGGCAUCGGACAAACCGGGAAGAUCGCGCCGGUGGUCUUGCCGCUGGUGUGGUUUGAAGAGAGAGGAGCCAUGGAGGGCGAGACGCUUCGGACAUUCUACACGCAGCUGGUGCUGAUGCCCAAGGUGCUGCACUACGCCCAGUACGUCCUCCUCGCCCUGGGGAGCCUCCUGCUGCUCAUCCCUGUCGUCUACCAGAUCCGGAGCCAAGAGAGAUGCUAUUUAUUUUGGAGUAGUAAUAAAAAAGGCUCAAAGGAUAAGGAGGCCAUGCAGGCUUACUCCGAAUCCCUGAUGACACCAACUGCCAAGGGCACGGUGCUGCAAGAAGCAAGACUGUAGGGUCCCAAAGACGCCAAGAGCCAGCCCAGCCCUGCCGCUCCGCCAGACCAGCUCCCCAGCCCCUACACCCCACUUCUGCAGGACCCCCUCAGCGGACAGCCCACCUGUCCCAAAGCCUGAGCCUCCCAGCCGCUG